Molecule: messenger RNA, 546 nt
Organism: Pocillopora verrucosa
Lineage: Eukaryota; Metazoa; Cnidaria; Anthozoa; Scleractinia; Pocilloporidae
Source: RefSeq, a predicted model, not a curated record
AUGAAGAAGAUUUUCGCCCCACAGGGAGUCCCUGAGGUGGUGAUAUCAGACAAUGGUCCUCAAUAUGCUAGCAAGGAAGUUAAGGAAUUCUUAAGGAGUUGGAACUUUCAUCACUAUACCUCUUCACCACACCAUCCAAAAGGGAAAGGUACAGCGGAAGCUGCAGUCAAACAAGCUAAGAGGAUACUCAAGAUGAUUCACGACCCCUGGAUAGCUAUUUUGGAACAAAGGAAUACACCUGAUGAGUUGGCAUCACCAAAUGAGAAAUUGAAUUCAAGAAGAACAAGAACAGUUAUACCAAUGAAAUCAGAGUUGCUUGAACCCCAGGUGAUACCAACCUCAAGCAUCAUACGAGCUUCAGUCAAGAAGAAGCAACAGAACAAGAGGUACUAUGAUAAGAAAACAAAGCCGCUACCCCCUCUUGUUGUAGGAGAUAGUAUUCGCGCCAAGAUGUGGCCUCAGUCGUCGCCCCUGUGGGCACAAAGAAGUGUGGUCAGAAGAGAAUCUGACAGAUCCUACAUGAGGAAGGCCGAUGGCUGUAGGUAA